AUGCUGAUAGAAGAAGAAAAGAUCACAUUCAGAUCUGUUACUAUUGGUGACUCCAGUGUUGGUAAAACAUGUAUUGUUAACAGAUUCUUGCAAGACAAAUUCGAUCCUGCGGAGCCAAAUACAAUUGGUACUUUAUAUGAGUCAUUUACAGAUCACAGAGAUGGUCAUGAUUUAGAAAUUCAAAUAUGGGAUACUGCAGGACAAGAACAGUACAGAAGCUUAGGCCCAAUCUACUACAGAUCUUCACUUGCCGCUCUUGUCGUCUUUGAUAUCACAAACAGGAAGAGCUUUGAUGAUAUUAAUGAAUGGGUUUCCGAAUUUCGUAGCGUUGCAGGUGAAAAUACAAUUGUUCUUUUGGUUGGAAAUAAAAUUGAUUUACCAGAACGCGCUGUUGAAAAAGAAGAAGCUCAGGAAUGGGCUACAAAGAACAAUUGUAUCUACAUGGAAACAUCAGCUCGCAAUGGAACUGGAGUGAAACAAUUAUUCACAACACUCGUCGACGAACUCAUGAAAAUGUACAAUGGAGAUGAUGGCAUGAAAGUUGUUAGCCGUUCUAAAGUCAAUACUCCGGAUAAAGACUCACAAACUGAGAAGAAAGGUGGUUGCUGCUAA
Molecule: messenger RNA, 612 nt
Organism: Trichomonas vaginalis G3
Lineage: Eukaryota; Parabasalia; Trichomonadida; Trichomonadidae
Product: GTPase protein
Exons: 1
Coding region: 1-612 (203 amino acids)
Molecular function (GO): GTPase activity; GTP binding
Source: RefSeq, a predicted model, not a curated record